UCUCCUCGCCCUUUGUCCAGCAGCAGCCGCCGAGGGACCGAGGACCGUCCCCGGCCGAGACGAGGACGCUGCUGCUCCUCCUCCUGGUCGAGACGAGGAUGCUGCUGCUCCUGGCGCUGUUCGGCUCUCCAGUCUCCAUCGCAAUCGGCUCUCCAAGUCUCCAUCGCGAUCUCCACGGUUGGGCGCCUGGGCGGACACGCACGGGAGGCCGCAGGUCUUGGAUCGACGACUCGUUCACAGGCACAGGACACUACAGGCAGGUGAACAUGGUGCUUGGUAAUCUUGUUCGUCUGCACUGGCCUGGUGUUGUGACUUUGCCUACUGGCGAGUCUGUCCCCGCCACCACUUGGGAGCAUUAUCGCUAUGGUGUCUGUAGAACGUUUGGCAACACACAGGCACUAGUUUGGGAUGCAUUCUGGAAACGGUACAAGUUGCCGGACGAUGGAUCAUAUGAUAUGAACGCUCGUUACGUGUUUGAGUAUAACGCGAACGAUGUCGUUGCAGAUGCAAUGUACUAUGCACGAAUUCAGGCUAUAAAGGCAUGGUACAGAGCAAAUGCUGAUGAUCGACCGAUGCCAAAUACCAAGGCCGAGUGGUCAUCAAUUUACUUGACGGAGGAGCAAUACCUAGAGGUGUCGGUGCCGUGGAUGGCCACCCGAUCGGAGGGUUAUCGGGCAUUGUGCAGAUGGUGGGCUUCCCCUGAGUUUCGUGCCAUUUCCGAAAGGAACAGGGGAAACCGUGGGACCGAGUCGUUCCACAACUACGGUGGUGAUGGUCAUGUGCGCUUGGCUAAGCGAAUGGAAGUCAAAUUCGGUCGUACGCCCACGGAUGUGGAGGUGUAUAUGCAAGGGCAUAGGGGUUCUGAUCCUCAGAAUCCUGAUGUGUUAUGCACUCAGACGGCCACCGACCGUCUAGCUUCGUAUGGGGAGGAGAUGGUUCAACGCCAUGGGCAGGAGUACGAUUGGAGGAGCCAGCCAAUCGACCCUCAGGCAGCAUAUGCUAGCGGAGGAGGACAAGCCCACGGACGGUUGGGUAUUUUUGAUUCUACGAUUGAUUCCAGAGAGCUAAGACGCCGUGGACGACAGUCCACAUCGUCGUCUUCACAGUCGUCCCGUUCACGAUCAUCCGCCCACGACAUGGAGAUGGCAGUGUUGCGUCAACAGGCAGAGUACCAUCAAUCAGUCUUGAGGGAACAAUUGGAGUACCAGAGGCAACAAUCUGAGUACCAGAGGCAACAAGCCGAGUACCAGAAGAAGAGGGACGAGUAUUAUGCAAACCUCCAGGCCCAAAAUCAAGCUCUUCUCUCGCAACUAGCCCAACAAGCGGGCGUCCCGAUGCCGACAUAUGGGAUGCCGCCUCCGGAGUUUGCACUGCCAAUGCCAAUGUUGGCGCCUCCACCACCGCCUCCGCCUCCGUCACAAUUCCCUAUGACACCACCCGCUUCAGUUGCCGCACCUGGAGAUGGGUCUGGUCAGGACGACCCAACACAUUCGUGGGUGAACAAUCUUUUCAGCACGCAUAGUCCAGCCGGAGGAGGUGGCGAUGGAUAUGAGUGAUACUGAUGUAAAACACUUGUUGAAACCUUUCAUGUGAAAGCCUACCCGUCGAAUAAUGUUCAUUUUGGAGUUUGGACAACUAUGUUUAUGUAAACACUUAUUGCAACCAUUUGGAACUAUGUUGUUAUGUU
Molecule: messenger RNA, 1687 nt
Organism: Zea mays
Lineage: Eukaryota; Viridiplantae; Streptophyta; Magnoliopsida; Poales; Poaceae
Biological process (GO): transposition
Source: RefSeq, marked predicted